CGGGGCGGCGGGGCCUGCGGAGCCGGAGCAGCCGGGCGCCGGGCGCUGUGGCUGCCGGUCCCGCGGGGCGGGGCCCGCUCGGCGGCUGCGGGCCGGUCCCUCCAGCGCCGGAGCGGCUUGGGGGCCGGGCGGACUGCCUCCCACUUUUACUUACAAACUGAAGACUCGCGGCCAGGAAGCCGGCUGACUGCUCUGGCUGGGCCCUGGCCCGGAGGCCUGUCCACUGGCAAAGGACCCUGGCCGAGGAGUCCGUGAAACGGGGGCACGGACCUCCAUGAGCCGGUCCCAGGCGGCCCUGCUGGGCCUGGGCCUGCUGCUCAUGCUGCUCCUGUACGUGGGGCUGCCGGGCCCCCCUGAGCCCACUCCCUGGCUCUCGGGAGACCCCAAUGUCACCAUGCUGGUCGGUCUCACCCGGGGCAACUCCCGCAUCUUCUACCGCGAGGUGCGCCCACUCCACCGGACACGAAGGCCGGAGGUGGUGCUGCUCCACGGCAAGGCCUUCAGCUCCAGCACCUGGGAGCAGCUGGGCACGCUGCUGCUGCUGGCGCACCGCGGCUACCGCGCCGUGGCCCUGGACCUCCCAGGUUUUGGGAACUCGGCACCGUCCAGGGAGGCGAGCACGGAGGCGGGGCGGGCGGAGCUGCUGGGGCGCGCGCUGCGGCAGCUGGAGGUGCGGGGCGCCGUGCUGGUGAGCCCCUCGCUGAGCGGCCGCUACGCGCUUCCCUUCCUGGUGCGGGAGCACCCGCAGCUACGCGGCUUCGUGCCCAUCGCGCCCGCCUCCACCCUCAACUACACGCGGGAGCAGCUCCAGGCCGUGAAGACCCCCACGCUCAUCCUGUACGGGGAGUUGGACCGCACCCUGGCGCGGGAGGCCCUGCGGCAGCUGCGCCACCUGCCCCGGCACUCCGUGGUGAAGCUGCGCAACGCGGGCCACGCCUGCUACCUCCACCAGCCCGGCGACUUCCACCGGGCCCUGCUCGCCUUCCUGGACCAGCUGCCGUGAGCUGGCCGCGGCUCCGAGGGUCUGGACCGGCCCCCGCCGGCCCGGGAGGCAGCCGCUGGGAUUGGAGGGCGGAGAGCCAGGCUCAGCCGCCCGGCCUCUCAUUUAUCUCACAGGCACAAUAAAUAAGAGCACUUUGUCCUG
Molecule: messenger RNA, 1144 nt
Organism: Pipistrellus kuhlii (Kuhl's pipistrelle)
Lineage: Eukaryota; Metazoa; Chordata; Mammalia; Chiroptera; Vespertilionidae
Gene: ABHD14A
Product: abhydrolase domain containing 14A
Exons: 6
Coding region: 275-1003 (242 amino acids)
Cellular component (GO): cytoplasm
Source: RefSeq, a predicted model, not a curated record